AUGUUCCCGUUCAUAGUUCUGUGUCUCGCUGGAGUUGCGGCCCUCUGGGUGGUGCGGAAGCGACCUGCUUCGAGACCCAGGGCGCCUCUACCACCGGGGCCCCAAGGAAUCCCGCUUCUUGGAAACAUCAACGAGCUCGCUCCAAAAGACGAUACACCCAGGUGGAAAUUCUGGAGGGACAGCCUAGCUCAGUAUGGCCCGGUCAGCUCGCUCAACGUCUUCGGCCAGACGAUCAUAAUCUUGAACGACGUGGAGGCUGCGGUAGACAUCCUGGAUCGGAAAGGAUCUGUUACGCAAUUUGACACGGAUUUGACCAUGCCCAAAAUGUGCGGAUGGGGGGAAGCCCGGCCCCAUCCCGGCGAUCUGGGCCACUGGAAAGGAGUCCGCUCGAAUUUGAAGCGCGAGAUGGGGACGAAACAGGCGGUCUCGCGCCUGCAUCCGCUGAUAGAUCGUACUACACGGCAGCUAUUGUGGCAUCUUCUCGAGGCCCCAGAUAACAUCCGAGACCAUAUUGGAAGGGACGCGGCCGGGUUCUUCCUCAAUCUGGGUUACGGAUAUAACAUGGCGCCUCGUGAUCAUCUAACUGGAAAGGAAGACCCUUUCUACGAGCUCACGCGCAAGGCAAACUCGCUCUUUUGGGAAAUUUUCUCGCGGCAGGAUUGGAUAGUCAAUCAGAUUCCUCUGCUGCAAUAUCUCCCUGCUUGCUUUCCAGGAGCCGAGUUCGCAAGAAAGGCAAAAGAGAUCAAAGGAUCCAUCGAGGAGAUCAAAGUGCUCGGACUCAAGGUCGUGCAAAAGAUGGCCCGGGACCAAACCACCUUACAGCCGUCCAUGCUAGCUCGGUUGCUGCAGGACGGGGCUCCCGAGCCAGGUUCCGAGCGAGAAGCAGCCAUGAUGUGGUCUCCUUUGGAGCUUUAUCUGGGGGGUAAUGAAGCAGUAAGUCGGUUUGAGAGCGCGAUUGUGCAACCGAAAGUCACUGACGAGCCGGCUCGUCAGGCAGUCGCCACCUUCAAUAGCAUCCUCAUAGCGAUGGCCUUACACCCGCAUGUGCAGCGCAAGGCUCAGGAUGAGCUUGACCGCGUGGUCGGGCCAGAUGCUCUCCCAGGCUUCCAGCACCGCGCCAGCCUCCCCUAUAUCAAUGCCAUCUUGAGAGAGACCCUGCGGUGGCACCCUCCGGCUCUCAUUCCCCCACCGCAUGUGUCGAAUGCAGACCUUAUGUGGAAUGGAUAUUUGCUUCCCAAGGGCUCCUACUUGCUCGCGAAUAUUGGGGCAUUCACCCAGAACGCCGCCUUGUAUAAAGACCCCACGACAUUCGAUCCCGUUCGCUUCCUGGCAAGAGGUCCAGAUAGCCAAAGCCAUACCCCAGAGCCUGAUAUACAAAAGUUUAUCUUCGGGUUCGGUCGCCGCGUAUGCCCAGGGCGGUUUCUGGCGGAUGAAAUGUUAUUCCUAUUCACUGCGCAGGUUCUCGCGUGCUUCAACAUUGCGCCCAAGGUUCCCGGUACAUCAGAGCCCAAAUGGCUAGCGGGGAUCAUCUCCCAGCCGGGGCCGUUCGAUCUCAGCAUUGAGCCGCGGAGCCGUCAGCAUGAGGUGCUGAUCCGCGAAGCUGGAAAAGAGACUCUUGCAACGGCACAGGAUGCGGAGGAGCUUGCAAAGUUGGCUGUCUAA
Molecule: messenger RNA, 1662 nt
Organism: Aspergillus mulundensis
Lineage: Eukaryota; Fungi; Ascomycota; Eurotiomycetes; Eurotiales; Aspergillaceae
Exons: 6
Coding region: 1-1662 (553 amino acids)
Molecular function (GO): oxidoreductase activity, acting on paired donors, with incorporation or reduction of molecular oxygen; heme binding; monooxygenase activity
Source: RefSeq, a predicted model, not a curated record